CUUUUAUCCUGUCUUGCUCGGUUCCAGGAGCGGCCAAGAUGAUGCUCAGUCCAGAGCAGCUGGAUUCAGAUCAACCAUCGGUGCAGUCAGAAUCGGACUCUGCGGUCAGCGAGGUGAAGGGGGGCAGCGUGUCCGACACGGAAGGAGGAGGUCGUAGGAUUCCGUGUCUCCCGCCACAAUUAAGCCGCGAAGAGAAGAGGAGAAGACGACGAGCCACGGCAAAGUACCGCUCGGCACACGCUACCAGAGAGCGCAUCCGCGUGGAAGCCUUCAACGUGGCAUUCGCGGAGCUCCGCCAACUCCUGCCGACCCUCCCGCCGGACAAGAAACUGUCGAAGAUUGAGAUCCUGCGGCUGGCGAUCUGCUACAUCUCCUACCUCAACCACGUGCUGGACGUCUAGAGCUGCGGGAUGGACAUUGUGAGGCAGAGAAUGCGGCAGGAGGACAAUGUGCUGGUCAGCCUUGUGCCGGCGGUCAGCACCAUGGUGAGCAGCGGAUGCCGAUGUUAACCCCUCGUGCUCUGAGCUGGUGUCAGUGAGUAGCUGUAGACGACAGUACAGGCAAUGUGCAUUCAUUCUAUAAUAACUAGAUUAUUGGACCAAAGGUGACAGUGUGUGUGGUAGAGACCUCGUGUGUGUUCUGUGUAGAGUUACGGCGCCCCAUGGUGGCAGCUGGGUGUAUUACAUGACUAUAUUUUCUCCCUGUAUACCUAUUUUACAGGAAAGCACAAGCUUUCUGCCUUAUUCCCUAUGCUGGACAGGACCAAUCAGCAGGUCCUGACCACACGACAGCCCACAUCUACCUGUAGAAGCACAAUAUGUUAUAUGGGCCCAUUAUAAAGAGUAGAGGAGCCCCCCAGAGCCUGGCAGUAAAUCGGAACUUAUAGGCGUGACUACCCCCAAUAACCUACUACUACUGCCCUAAUGUCACACAAACAGGACACUGAGAUAGAUAAGAUCCUCUGAAAGCUGGUGGUGACAGACAGAUCCGCAAGAUUAUCCAGAAAAGGGUGGUCUGUUGGGAGGAGUGGGGUCUUAUGGGUUAACUGCUGUCUCAAGUGUGAUAGAGUAAUGUGAGGGGCCCUCCAGUCAUGAGGCACAAUCCUCCAUAAACAACCACUAUGGUGAUGUGAGGGCCCCUCCAGCCGCACACUGUGUAGUCAUCCAUCCGCCAUAACAUAAAACCACCAAGUCAAGUAAAUAAUAUGGAUUAUCGGGUGGUGGUCUCAGGGGAUACACAUCACAGUUCUUUGGGGUCCAGGGAUCACAUCACAGGUCUAUGGGCUCUAGGCUUUAGGAGUCACAUCACAGGUCUAUGGGCUCUAGGCUUUAGGAGUCACAUCACAGGUCUGUGGGGUCCAGGGGUCACAUCACAGGUCUGCGGGGUCCAGGCUUCAGGAGACACAUCACAGUUCUUUGGGGUCCAGGGGUUACAUCACAAGUCUAUGGGGUCUGGGCUUCAGGGGACAUAGCAGAAGGGGGUGUUGACCACACAAUAUUAGACUGUCCCAAUGUUAUGGCUGAUGGUGAGCCGUGCUCUGUGUUCAGGGAUUUGGUCAUCGUUCCGCACACUUUGAGUUGUUUGCUGCUAUUAUUUUUCAGGGUUCUCAGUGACCUUACAGGCCGUCCACCCUGUCCCCUGAUGUUCGGGUGCAGAUACUCUGGGUCCUUAUACUCUGCAGCAUUAAUAAUAAUGGGUGAUGUUGUGACCCCCUCCAUACGUCAAACACCCAGAAUCCUUUGUGUCCCUUAUCACCAGCGACUGGACUGAUACAUGAUAAAUAAUAUGAUCCAAAGAUUUGUGGGUUUCAGGGUUGGUUGAAUUUCUACGUAUGAUGCAAUAUUUUGUAGUGAAUUUGUUUCCCUGGUUUCUACCUGAUGCCUUUUAUUACCGACCUUCAUGAAGAAGACAAUAAUGUCCUCAAUAAACCUUUUCUGC
Molecule: messenger RNA, 1938 nt
Organism: Hyla sarda
Lineage: Eukaryota; Metazoa; Chordata; Amphibia; Anura; Hylidae
Product: helix-loop-helix protein 2-like
Exons: 2
Coding region: 39-401 (120 amino acids)
Biological process (GO): regulation of transcription by RNA polymerase II
Molecular function (GO): RNA polymerase II cis-regulatory region sequence-specific DNA binding; protein dimerization activity; DNA-binding transcription factor activity, RNA polymerase II-specific
Source: RefSeq, a predicted model, not a curated record